Molecule: messenger RNA, 1887 nt
Organism: Naegleria fowleri
Lineage: Eukaryota; Heterolobosea; Eutetramitea; Acrasida; Naegleriidae
Exons: 3
Coding region: 1-1887 (628 amino acids)
Source: RefSeq, a predicted model, not a curated record
AUGGGUCAACCAUCUUCCACGGGCUCCGUCCGUUCCAACAACAACCACCACACGACGACCGAUACGAGUCAGCCUGGUGGUGGUCUUGGAACCAUACUUGGGGCAUCCUCUCUUCCGAAUAUUCAUGCAACCUCUCAGCAUAACCCUGCGAUGGGAACAAUGACCCCAAACUCACCAAAUGUUUCCUUUAAUAAUAAUAAUAAUAAUAACAACAUGAAUACUGGUGGAAAUAAUCCCACUCCGAUCGUUGUGGCUCCUCCUCCAACCGAUCCACUGCUCAUCUCUCUCAAUGAGCUCGCUCAAAUUCUUGUUCAAUUCAAUGAAGAUCCUCUUAUCUAUUUAUUGGAUGAAAUUUCUCGUCAUUAUCGAGAAUUACAGUUUGGUAAUUUAAAGAAAUAUUUAAACGUGCCAAAAUAUGCAAGUGAUUGGUUAGAGGGAGGAGGUGAUCGAGGAGGUGGAGGUUUGUUUGGUGGUGGGUCAUUUGGUGGAUCAGGAUUGGAUGACGAGGAUGACGAUGAUCUCGGAGUGAAGUACAACACAAAUUCUGCAUACACUGUGUGGUUGACAGCUUUGAAAGAUCGCCAAAUUCCAAGAUUUAUCAAAAAAUUGGAAAAGUUUAAAGAUUAUUCUGGAAGAAAACCAAACAUUUCAUUUAAUGUGCAAAUGUCAACGUCAUCCACACAAAAUAGUUUGAGAAGAGCUUCCUCGUUUGUUGGAGCUCAAGCAAAUCAAAGGCCUAGUUAUGUGGUUGACUUGGAUAGUAAACAGAGAUACUAUGAAGUGAGAAAUGAAAUGAUGAUAAUUUUAACACAUGUCUUGGAAGAAAUCAAAGAUUUGAGGGAAUGUAUUGAGCAAAAGAGAAAAAGCGAAGCAACACUUGGAGCCAAUUCUACCAUUUCCGAUAGUAUUAACGUAACUCCGCUUUUUAAUGAUUUUGAUUUUGAAAAACAGUGGUGGGAACAAAAAAUUGGAGUCCAAAAUUUCAGUGUGAGGAAGAAGGGAUUUAUUGAUGCUGUUGAGGAAACCUUUGCUCACCUUAAAACAAAAUGGGAUAUUGAUUUACUAGAGGAAAUAGCUGACCCAACAUGUGAUGGAGUGGUGAGUGUGACCGAUCUUAAGAACGUGGUGCGUUGGUUAGGAAGCAUUUUCAGAUGGCAAAGUGAUGAACUCAAACUUCGUAGUAUUGCUGCAAGAGAGGAAUAUGCUCCUCUAAAUUUCCUCCCUCACUUUUGGGGAUCUCUAACAGGACUGGACGCACAAGAUUUACUUCGAAAUGAAGAACCAGGCACCUAUCUCAUAAGGUUCAACGAAUGUGAGCCUGGUACUUUGUGUCUUUCAAGUGUCCAGGAAGAAGUUGGAAGUACUGAAGAAAAUGGCCAUGGAUUCUUCUCCUCUCGUCAAGUUUAUCAUUUUGUGUUGAGAAGAACAAAGACAGACAAAGAGGGAGCUUGUUAUUAUCUAAGUGAGGCAGACAAAGCAGGAAAAUUCAAAACCGUCACCGAACUGAUUGAUAAGUGUUACUUCCUUACAUUUAAAUAUCCCUAUGUCAAUGAUGAACUGAAAAGUACAUCUAUUACCAAGAAGCGGGAAGUAGAUGUGUUAAGUGCUCUCAGAUUUUAUUCUUCAGAGCAUGAUGAUAGUACUCCUUAUCCAUUUGUAAUUUUCAAGGGUAAAUUUACCACUGCAAAGAAAGAUUCAGAUGUCAACAAACAAAAGACGCUCAGUAUUUCAAGUAAGGCAAAAGCAUUGGAUCAAAGUUCUAGUUCUGGAAAUUUAAAUUCAAGCACAAAUUCCUUAUCGAGUUUGGCUCGUGCAGAAGGCAGCAGUGCAAGUAUUCGACGAGUAGAAACAGGAAAAGAAGAAAUUAUUGACCUUGGAGAAGAAUGA